GACGAGAAACUACUAAAGUUCCUGGGGAAGCAAAGUAGAAUUUCGUAAGAACAAAAUGGAUGGCGAGAAGAAAACCUACGGUGGCUGUGAAGGCCCUGAUGCCGUGUAUGUCAAAUUGAUAUUAUCUGAUGGCCAUGAAUUUAUUGUCAAAAAAGAACGUGCAUUAACAUCGGGCACGAUAAAAGCCAUGUUGAGUGGCCCAGGUCAAUUUGCUGAGAAGGAAGCCGAUGAGGUCCAUUUUAGAGAGAUCCCUUCACAUGUGCUAUCAAAAGUAUAUGCAUUAUGCAUGUAUUUUAUGUACAAGGUUUGCUACACUAACAGCUCCACCGAGAUUCCCGAAUUCCCAGUUGCGCCUGAAAUUGCACUAGAACUGCUGAUGGCUGCGAACUUCCUAGAUUGUUAA
Messenger RNA from Gorilla gorilla gorilla (western lowland gorilla), 403 nucleotides. Its product is annotated as elongin-C-like. The record is from RefSeq and is a predicted model, not a curated record. NCBI's taxonomy places the organism in Eukaryota, Metazoa, Chordata, Mammalia, Primates, Hominidae. The coding region runs from base 56 to 403 and encodes 115 amino acids. Gene Ontology annotation, biological process: ubiquitin-dependent protein catabolic process. The transcript has 2 exons.